UAGUUAACUUCAAAUUGAAAAGUAUUAAAGUAGCUAUAUAAGAUAAUUAAUUGAAAUGGACGAUAAAAAUUAUCCACCACCAGCUGGUGGUAUUCCAGCUACAUAUUCACAACCAGCUUAUCCUCCAAAUACAACUGGAAUUCCAGCUACAUACUCUCAACCACCACCAAAUUAUGCAAAUCAAGGUGUAUCAGCAACCGUUACAAUUCAACCAACAUAUGUGAAUACACCAGGAGUAGGGCCAGGACCAUCUCAAGUAACAUGUUCGUCAUGUCGUGCAACUAUUAUUACUCAAGUUGAAUAUGAAGCUUCAACAAAAACACAUUUAUUUGCUUUAUUACUUUGUCUUUUUGGAUUAUGGCCUUGCGUUUGUCUACCAUAUUGCAUGGAUUCAUGUCAAAGUGGAAGACAUUAUUGCCCAAAUUGUCGAGCCUAUUUGGGAACUUAUAAUUUAUAGAAUGAUAGGUUAAGAUUUGGUAAUAUCGUUCAAAUUGCAAUGUA
Messenger RNA from Condylostylus longicornis, 501 nucleotides. Its product is annotated as lipopolysaccharide-induced tumor necrosis factor-alpha factor-like. The record is from RefSeq and is a predicted model, not a curated record. Gene Ontology annotation, molecular function: zinc ion binding. The transcript has 2 exons. The coding region runs from base 56 to 457 and encodes 133 amino acids. Lineage: Eukaryota; Metazoa; Arthropoda; Insecta; Diptera; Dolichopodidae.